Molecule: messenger RNA, 1818 nt
Organism: Phytophthora nicotianae INRA-310
Lineage: Eukaryota; Oomycota; Peronosporomycetes; Peronosporales; Peronosporaceae
Exons: 1
Coding region: 1-1773 (590 amino acids)
Biological process (GO): cell adhesion; proteolysis
Cellular component (GO): cytoplasm; membrane
Molecular function (GO): metalloendopeptidase activity
Source: RefSeq, a predicted model, not a curated record
AUGACGCCGUACUACGAUAAUUCCAGUCUCAGCAACCUCCCGGAUGCCACCCGUGCAGUCGUAUUCGAAGUCGUUGGAGAGGCGAUUCAACGUAUCCGUCGCGCUCUCCAAGUGGUGCCAGUCAGUGGCAACCUAUUUGCUGAGCGCUUUUGCACCGCUACAUUUUCCACUAUCCCUCCAGUCUGUCAUUCGAUUGCUGAGAACGAGUUAUGUCUGGAAAUGCCGAUGCCGGAUGACCACUUUGCUUCAAUAAGGUACUGCGACAAAUGCACUUCCAGUGGUUGCACUGUUGAUUCUUGUACAAUAACCCCAGCCGGAACGGGAGUGUCUAAAACGGAUUUCCUCGUCUACGUUCGAGCUGAAGACACGGAUACUUGUAAGAGCAGCAACACUUUAGCAUACGCGUCGACAUGUCAGCACGACCAGUACGACCGUCCUACGUUCGGGAUGGUUAACUUCUGUCCAAAUAAGCUCAGCACCUCGGAUUCGGUUUUCGAGCGCCAGGUAUCAACAGCGCUUCAUGAGUUUUCACACGCUCUCGGCUUCUCGUCACGAUUCUUUCCACUAAUGCGAGGGGAGGAUGGAACACCGAGAACACCACGAGAUGAAAUAGGAAAUCCGCCUAUCUUGAAUGUAGGAACCUGUCCAAACGGUAAGCAAAUCGACUACUACGUGGAACCUUCCAACACAACAAUCAAGUAUUCGACUGAGAGAAAUCAUGUAGUGGCAAAAAUGGUGACACCACGAGUACGCGCGUUUGUUCGAGACCAUUUCAACUGCUCUACGCUCGAAGGUGCCGAGAUCGAGUCUCAAGACGGUGGAUGUAUCGGGUCUCAUUGGGAAGAGCGACUAUUUGAGCCCGAGUUUAUGACCCCUGUGGACAGUUAUCACAACGUCUUCAGUGCUCUCACACUCGCGUUCUUCGCAGAUUCCGGUUGGUACCAAGUCAACGCCUCUACGUCGGAGGUGAUGCAUUUUGGUCGAAAGAAAGGGUGCUCUUUCGCAACAGAGAAGUGCAUCGAUUCGAUGACACAAGCACCGAUAGCCGCAGAUACAUUUUGUACGACAUUUUCGACAGAAUUUCAGGGCUGUUCAGUUGAUGCCUCAUCUCGCGCUAUAUGCUCCUUGAGCACUGAAAACCAAUCGAUUCCGACAGAAUAUCAGUAUUUUCCAGAUCAACCAACGAAAGGAGGAGCGAAUUCUUUCGCCGACUUCUGUCCGUUAGUUCUGGGCUACACAGCGGGCGAUUGCACCAUCUCGACCAAUCUUCUGCAACUUGGUAAAUCCAACAUCAACGCGUUUGGUGAAACGUAUUGCCCCACUUGUAAGUGCACACAGACGUCUCUCCGUAGUGAGGAUUCUACACUCUGGACGAUAAAUCCACCUAGACAGAGUGGUUGUUAUGCCAUGCGAUGCUUCGUCAAUGUGAACUCGAGUGUCACGGUCCAGCUUACGAUCCCACGUAGCGCUGCGCAAGAUUCUGUGAACUUCAACUGCACCAUAAAGGGCGAAAAACUAUCCGUACCGGGCUUCUCCGGGGAUAUCACGUGUCCAGAUCCGGCGGUUGUUUGUGAAGGAGAGAAUUCAAACAGCGACCUGCUUGCUUUCGACGACACUCGCGCUACCACCAACUCGAGUAGCAGCGGAAGUUCUGACACCGGCAGCGGAACAAUCAUGACAGGCACGGAGUCGAACAGCGUUGAACUUCAUAAGGGGUCAUCACUUUGGGCAUUAUUUGGCGGAUCGUUACUUGCCGCAGCAAAUAUGAUGUAGAUACACUGGGUAGCUUUACUUAGAGCAAGAAGAUUAAUACAGUAU